ACUCGGCGUCGCAAGAACCGCUAAGCUCGUUCUAUAUAGCUUCCAGCCCGAUAUGGCUGGUAUCAAUUCGUUAAGUUGUGGUUUCUCCCUAGUCUUUUUGCUUGUUCUAAUAUUUACAUCCCAAUCCAAUGGCGGUCGUAUACUCGGCCUCUUCACGGCUCCGUCGAAGAGCCAUAUGAUCAUACAUACCGCCAUAGCUGAUGCUAUAGUCGAAAGGGGUCACGAUGUCACUGUCGUCACCAGUGGACCCAUUCCAAAGACCAAAAUCGACUAUCGACACAUAAAUCUCAACAUUGAUGGCAUCUCACCUGCCCAAAUGGCCAGGUCCCUGAACAAUGGCAAACCAUCGUAUUCGGAUUUUAUGACUUUUGUCGCAACCAUCACUGGAAUUGCCAAUUCCAGUAUUCAUCAUCCGACCAUGAAAAAGCUGAUGGCGGAGGAAUCUUUUGAUUUGGUGAUUCUGGGAUAUUUUUUCAAUGAAUUUCAACUUGGAGUAGCGGCACAUUUUAAAUGCCCUGUGGUCAUAUCGUUUAUGACACAACCCAUAACUCCAUUGAAUGGAUAUGUUGGCAACCCUAAGGAAAUGGCUUAUGUUCCGAAUUUGUUCUUUGGGGGCGUAAAGUUGUCGGGAUUCUUCUCGAGAGUGCAAAAUUUUGUGUCGACCUUGGUAUUUGAUGAAAUUGCGUAUCCAUUGAUAUCGGAACGUACACAAGCUGCUUUAUAUGAUGCCAAUUUCCCAGCGGGAAAAUAUCCCUCUUUCGAUGAGAUGAAGAGGAAUAUAUCGUUGGUGUUUACUAAUCAUCAUUUCAGUCAGGGACCCAUUCGACCAAAUGUCCCGGCUAUGGUCGAAAUUGGAGGUAUUCAAAUUAAGGAUAAACCAGAUCCACUUCCUGAGGAUUUAAAGAGCAUCUUAGAUAAUGCUAAAAAUGGAGUAGUUUACUUUAGUUUUGGUUCAAACGUCCAAGGCAAAUACCUAGACAAGCAAAAGGCCAAACUAAUUUUCGACGUUCUCUCGAAACUCAAACAAACCGUUCUCUUCAAAUGGGACGAUUCCCCACCACCAGGCAAAUCAGCCAACAUCUUCUACAAAACCUGGUUACCCCAAGAUGACAUCCUAGCCCAUCCCAAUGUCCAGCUCUUCAUUACUCACGGUGGUGCUGGAAGUGUUGUCGAGUCCCAAUAUCAUGGAGUUCCAAUGGUUGGAAUACCUCUCUUUGCCGAACAACACACCAAUGUGGCAACAAUGGAAAAAGCUGGUUUCGGUCUAGCUGUCGAUUUUCCCACCAUCAGUGUUGAGAGUCUUGGCAAAGCUGUCCAUGAAGUCCUUACGAACAAAAUCUAUCGCAAUAAGGUUCAACGAUUUUCUCAAUUGUACAAGGAUCGUCCAAUGACAGCCAAACAAACUGUUGUCUUCUGGACGGAAUAUGUCCUGAGACAUCAUGGAGCACCACACAUGCAGAGUCCAGCUGUUCACAUGAAUAAUUGGCAAUUGGCAUCGUUGGAUGUUAUUGGAUUUUUAAUUGCUGUGCUGUAUGUAGUUUUUAAGGUAUCGAAGACGGUAAUAUUGUUUGUGUGUUCGAAAUGUUGUUCGAAGAAGGACAAGAAAAAUAAGAAGGAGUAGAGUUAAGUUUUGUUAGGUUAUUGAUUUGUUUAAAAUAAGUAUCGAACCAAAUUGUAAGCUUUAUUUUUGUAUAAAUAAAUGGAUGAAUGAA
Messenger RNA from Eupeodes corollae, 1712 nucleotides. Its product is annotated as UDP-glycosyltransferase UGT5-like. Gene Ontology annotation, molecular function: UDP-glycosyltransferase activity. The coding region runs from base 53 to 1621 and encodes 522 amino acids. The record is from RefSeq and is a predicted model, not a curated record. The transcript is spliced from 3 exons. NCBI's taxonomy places the organism in Eukaryota, Metazoa, Arthropoda, Insecta, Diptera, Syrphidae.